AUCAUCGAUUUUUAUCCACCCUGGAAAAUUAGACUGAGGAAAAAAUAGAGAAAUUAGCCUGAGAAAAAAAUAGAUAAAUUAGCCCGAGGGAAAAAUAGAUAAAUUAGACUGAGAAAAAAAUAGAUAAAUUAGCCUGAGGGAAAAAUAGAUAAAUUAGACUGAGGGAAAAAUAGAUAAAUUAGCCUGAAAAAAAAAUAGAUAAAUUAGACUGAAGGAAAAAUAGAGAAAUUAGUCUGAGGGAAAAAUAGAUAAAUUAGACUGAGGGAAAAAUAGAGAUAUUAGCCUGAGUAAAAAAUAGAUAAAUUAGACUGAGGGAAAAAUAGAGAAAUUAGCCUGAGGGAAAAAUAGAGAAAUUAGCCUGAAGGGAAAGAUAGGGAAAGGAGGAGGAAGGAAAAAGAGAGAGAUCGAGAGAAAGGGAGGGAGGCAGGGGAAUUAACAAAGGAGAGAAGCAAUGGAAGGAGAGACCUGCAAGCAGCAGGAGAAAACACUGAGGGAGAGGAAGGAAGAGCCGACCAGCCAUCUGACCACCAUCCCACCUCAUGACCUGCCUGCUGGGAGGAGACUUCAUAAGGGACCGGCUGGAAGGACAAGACAGCAGAGUCCAGCUGGCUGAAGCAACUGGAGCUGCCUGAGCGAGGGACCAGGGUGGACGGGCAGCCAUAACAAUGGACUGUGGCAGGAGAAGGCUCCUGGAUGGGUGGAAAAGAGGGCCAGGGCAACCCGGACUCCAGUGACCCUUUCGGCUGGAAAAGGCUGGAAGCCAAGGCUGGACCGAACAUGAGAAAGUCAACUGGAGAUGCCUACAAGAUGGACAGAGCUUCAAGGGCUCCCCGGUGGCACCACCUCAGCUUUUGAUGAAAUCCUGCAGACGCUCCUGAAACUCGGUGCAAUUUCUUUUUUUCUUUUCAUUACAUUUUUAUUAUUUACCUAUAACUAUAUCGAAUAGGGUGUGAUUGACCUGGCAUUUCAUCCGCCAUAAAGACCAAAGUGAAAACAGAUGACGUAUAUACUACUUGAACAUUGCUAGUAUUGUACAAAUGCUUUUGACCAUCAUCUUCAUCCUAAUAAGAUGAUACAUAUAUAGGAUCUCGUUCCAGGUCUGCCUAGCCUAAUUUUUUCAUGUUCCAACUCCACCCUCGUGCUUCCACCCAUUGAGAGAAUCUGUUCCAUAUGUCAUAAUAUUCGGUGUUAGGAUAUAGGAGAGACACUCCUGAUUUCUGACAGCAUCAUCGAAGUCUGCAAAUCCUGGAGAGUCCGAGGUCCACCUCUGGAUCCCUCCUCUCAGGCCAACCCUAACCCUAACCAUGGGGUGGGGAGUGGGGGAGGGUCUCUAACCUUAACAAGAGAAGAUAGGGGAUGCAGUGGGAGGAAGAACUGCCUCCUUCCAGAAGACCCCAACUCUUCUCUCUCUUGGAAAGCGGGUGCUAAUUUCAGGAACACACAUUCUGGAGGGAAAUCAGCCAAAUUCCUUGUGAGUAGAAGCAGCUCUACAGAGCAGGGGGUCCCCAAACUUGGCCACUUUAAGACUUGUGGACUUCAACUCCCAGAAUUCUUCAAAUAGCAUAGCAGGCUCUGGACUGCUGGGAGUUGAAGUCCAGAAAUCUUAAAAGUUGUCUAGUCAUCUGCACAGAGGAGUGAAGGACCAAGAGAGGUCUUUGCUGCCCUCUGCUGGACGGUUGUGGAACUCAUUUCUCAAACACAUUUUCCCGUUUGUUUGUUUUUUCCCUGCUCCAUCCACUUUCGUUUCCUGAGCGCCCUGAAGACGAAGCAGAAGACUUCCCUUGGAAGAGAUCCAGCAGAGAAGCAGAUCCUCCUGCCGGUGGGGAUUCCCGAUUCCCUCCAACCAGGGCACCAGAAGUGUCAACAACCCACAAGAACCAAGCAUGGCCCUGGCAGAGGACGCCAUCGAGAUUCCAGCCCUGGGCCGCCCCUUCCAGCUGGGGAUGCUUUACGACUGCCGCAAGGAUGCCCUCAUCCCAGGGUUCACCCUUUGGGAUUACAGCUAUCUUCAGAAGGACCUGAACAUAAACCUUCAGCCCAAGACAAAAUCAGAAAUCAUUUCUUCGGACAGCAUUGAUGACAAGGCCUUUGCCCUGGACAUCUCAGCUUCCCUCAAGGCCAGUUUCCUUGCGGGGCUGAUUAAAGUGGGAGGGUCAGCAGAGUAUCUCCAUGACACCAAGAAGUCCAAGAAACAGGCCAGAGUCACCGUUCAGUACAAAACCACCACCAGGUAUGAACAGCUGACAAUGAACUACCUAGGAAGGCAGAAUGUCUCUUACCCAGCUGUCUUUGAGCAUGGCACAGCCACCCACGUGGUCACUGCCAUCCUCUAUGGAGCCCAGGCCUUCUUUGUCUUUGACCGAGAAGUUUCUUCAACGGAGAUGGUAAAAAAUAUAGAGGGAAACCUCCAGGCUACACUCACGAAGGAAAUAUCUAUUGGAGGAGAAGCAGAGGACCAACUGACUGAGGAGGAGAAAGAGAAUGCUCUGAAGUUCAGGUGCAAAUUCCAUGGAGACUUUUCUUUGGAGAGAAAUCCAGUCACUUUCCAAGAUGCCAUGAAAGUUUAUGAAUCUCUACCAAAAAUAUUAAGAGAACGUGGGCAGAAGAUUGUGCCUGUGCAGGUCUGGCUCUACCCACUGAGCAAGCUGGACCCCAGAGCAGCUAAACUGGUCCGUGAGAUCAGCCUAGCAUUGAUCUUUGAUGCUGAAAAGAUCUUGGAGGAACUCAACGAAAUUGAGAUGCAAAUCAACGAUCUAGCCAAGAAUCCCAUUGCUGAGACCUUCCCUGAGAUCCAGAGGAAGAUCCAACUGUUCAAGGAUCUGUGCAAGCAACACAGGCAGACUUUCCAGAAAAAGCUGGCCAGAGAGUUGCCUUCCAUCCGGGGAGGAGGGCAGGAGGAAGGGACCCUGCUAGACAUCUUGACAUCUGUCAAUCAGUCGCCCUUCAACAGCCAAAAACUCUUUGAAUUUCUGGACACCAAGGAAAGAGAAAUUAACUUUAUCAAAUCUUAUCUGACUAUUCUCAAUAAUAUAGAAGUUAUCUCAUCUCAGAACAAUCUGGAAGAAAUAGUUCUUGACCUCCAGAAUGUAUAUGUGGUCUCCUUUACAUUCACUUCUUUACAUAAAGAGGAACAAUUUCUCUUGAGAUUACAGGAUUGGCUUCAGGAGCAAUUCUUGAAAGAAUUAGGUAACUUGACAACGUUUUUUCUCCCGCAGGAGGAAGACACGGCCUGGUUUGAGGACAAGGAGUGGACUCGCAGUGCUCGCCAAGCUGCCAAAUCCAUCAAAGACUUUUUCAGUAUCAAUCAAUCCAAUGAGGAAGUCCACUUUGUUGUGGCCUCUCUCCCAGAUCUGGACACACCAGGGCCUACCAUGUAUCUUUAUGAAGAGGGCGAGCUGGUCAGCAAGAAUUUUGAGUUGCCCUCAAAACCUCUCCCUUUCCUGAUCAGUGAACUAAGACAUGACAGCAUUCAACUGAAGUUUCAGCCAGCUGAAUAUGGAAAGGCUUCCAUCUCCAACUAUCUAGUAGAGUACAAGGUUGCAGGAGAAGAAACCUGGAAGACCGUGAGGACAGAGGAUGCCGGGGAGAUGUUCCUGCUGAAAGAUCUGCCUCCAAACACAGAGUACCAGUUCCAGUAUGCUGCUUGUUGCAAGGUAGGCCAUGGUAGAACCAGUGGCCUGAGCCCAUCCAUAAAGACCCUUCCCACCAGCCCUCCUAAGGAAUUAAGAAUGGUCACUGCGGCAUCUUCUGUCAUCUCUGUGGCCUGGAUAAGUCCCAGCAUCAUUGCCUCAGGAGUUGUGGUCAAGGAGUACAAGGUGGAGUACAGAAUGGUGAAGGCUGGAAUUGGGAGUGUCCAGUGGACUGAAAAAAGGACUGGGAGUAAAACAGAGGUUUAUUCCAUUGAAGGUCUGAAGCCCCAGACGGCGUAUAGAAUACGGGUGUCAGCCAUGUGUGAUAAUGGAGUUCUGGGUGUCCCCAGUGAGGAGUUGGAGGUCUCCACAUCACUGGAGGGAGAAAGUGCAGACAAUGUAGCCACCCAGUUCCUUCAGAAAAGCUCCCUGGUGGAGGACACACAGCCACUAGUUUUCGCCCUUCCUCUGGAGGAAGUCCCCUCAGAUGCCUCCACCUUCUCUCUGAUGUACCAUUUUGGAAAGGAGAACCUGGAAGUGCCCAACAAAGUCAUCCUGGUGAUGGGAGAAACAGGAUGUGGGAAAACUACUCUGAUCAAUGGGAUGAUGAAUUACAUCCUGGGUGUCCAGUGGGAAGAUAAUUUCAGAUUCAAACUCACUCAUGAAACCACUCAGAGGAGAGAAGCUGGAAGGAGGACAUCUGAAGUUACAGCCUACGUGGUGAACCAUCAGAAGGGUUUCCAAAUUCCCUAUUCUCUCACAAUCAUUGACACUCCAGUAUUUGGAGGCACAAGUGGUGCAGAGCAAAACAAACUGGUGGAGAAGCAGCUCCUGGAGUUUUUCUCCACCCCAGGGGGCAUUGACCACGUGGAUGCCAUCUGCUUGGUGGCCCAGGCCUUCCUUGCCCAUUCAACUCACACCCAGAAAUGCAUCUUUGAUUCCAUGCUCUCCGUGUUGGGAAAAGACCUGAAGGAAAACGUCCAACUUCUGAUCACCUUUGCAGAUUGGGGAACCCCAUCUGUCCUGGAGGCCCUCAAGGAGACUGACCUGCCUUGUGCUCAGGACGAGUCGGGAAUCCCUCUGCACUUCAGAUUUAACAAUUCAGCCCUCUUUGCUCCCCGAAAAUAUGGAGGAAGCCCUAAUGCUGCUGCUGAAAUGUUAUGGAAAAUGAGCAUCGAGAACAUGAAGGAUUUCUUUGACUCAUUAAAGAUGAUGGAAACCAAAAGUUUAACCUUGACCAUGGAGGUCCUCAAGGAACGUCAGGAGCUGGAAGCUGCUCUUAGAAGUCCUCCCCCUCCUAAGGUUGAGCAAGUGCACCCAAAUAGUUUCCAGAUCAGUAUUGAUCCGGCAGCCAUCGGGAAGGCUUCGGUCUCCAGCUACCAGGUGGAAUAUCGGAUUGCAGGAGACAAUUGGAAAAGUCUCAGUACUGAAGGCCCAAAGGAUCAAUUCACCCUGGAAGAUGUCCACCUAAACCUUCAGUACCAAUUCCGAUGUGCAGCUGUGACUCCGGGAGGGCUCAGUCAAUGGAGUGAGGCAAUCACUUGCAUCUGUCCUACGGGGAGGCCUGCUGAGAAAUCCCGGGUUUUGUGCUGUGCGACUGGUCUGGAAACGGCUGGAAGCAUCCCAGGGCCUGAACGGAGGAUCGUCCUGGUGGGCAGAAGCGGAAGUGGGAUAAGUGCCACGGGAAACACAAUCCUGGGAAGGAAAGUCUUGCAGUCUGAGUGGUCAUUUCAGUCAGUAACAGAAGCAUGCCAAAAGGAGGAGGCGCAACUGAAGGGCAGGAAGGUUGUGGUUGUUGAUACGCCUGGCUUUUCCUCUUCCCAUCGGCCAGACAAGGCUAUUGCUGAAGAAGUGAGAAAGUGCAUGAAGUUUUUCCCGGGUCCCCAUGUCAUUCUGCACGUGAUCCAUCCUUCCCAUUCCUUCCAGUGGGAGACGGGUGUGGCCCAGCAGAUCAAAGAGGUUUUUGGCCUGAAAGCCAAGGAUUACAUGAUCCUCUUGUUCACCCGCAAAGAUGACCUGGAAAGUGAAUCUCUAGGAAGUUUUAUAUCUGUCCAAGGGGAAAAAUAUAUUGCUGAAUGUGGGAACCGGAAGUUGGCUUUCAACAACAAAGCCGAAGGGGAAGAACGAGAGGCUCAGGUGGCCGAACUGAUGGCCAUGAUUGAUGAACUGGUGGAAAUGAACAAAUAUGCUCCUUGCUACAGAGAAGACAUGAUGAACGUCAACAAAAGACACAACUUCUGAUUGUUUCCUUUUGCAUCAGAGACCAGGAAGUCCCUCUGCCUGGUCAUCUGCUCCCAAGGUGGCAUCUCUGCCCAAGGCCCCUGUCAAGUUUUUGCUGUUGCAAUACAAUGUACUCAAUAAAGUUUUGCAUUAAGAGA
This is a messenger RNA of Pantherophis guttatus, 6007 nucleotides long. RefSeq lists its product as uncharacterized. Lineage: Eukaryota; Metazoa; Chordata; Lepidosauria; Squamata; Colubridae. The record is from RefSeq and is a predicted model, not a curated record. Gene Ontology annotation, molecular function: protein binding; GTP binding.